This is a messenger RNA of Drosophila ananassae, 371 nucleotides long. RefSeq names its product protein new-glue 1-like. The transcript has a single exon. Bases 60 to 371 code for a protein of 103 amino acids. The record is from RefSeq and is a predicted model, not a curated record. NCBI's taxonomy places the organism in Eukaryota, Metazoa, Arthropoda, Insecta, Diptera, Drosophilidae.
AGUGCGUGUGGAACUCCAGAACAGCAUCAGUUGAUCCCAUCCAGUAAUCAACCAUCGACAUGAAGUUCACCUUUGCUUUCCUGCUCCUGGGCGUCCUGGCAUGUGUCCUUGUUGAUCGUGCCUCCAGUGCCACCACCUCCACCACGACCACCACCGAAGCGGCGACCACAACCACCACAGCAGCUUCUUCGGACACCACCACCACCACUGCCUCUUCUUCGGAUUCCACCACCACCACCACCGAGUCCUCCUCCUCGUCCUCCGGAAAGAAGAAGCACGUGAUCCACUACAAGCGGAAGGUCAAGCGUGGCAAGAAGGUCAAAAAGACUCGCCGCAGCCGCAAGAACAAGAGCAAGAGCAAGAGCGGUUAA